Messenger RNA from Acaulospora colombiana, 123 nucleotides. Lineage: Eukaryota; Fungi; Glomeromycota; Glomeromycetes; Diversisporales; Acaulosporaceae. The record is from the annotation of a GenBank genome assembly.
UGUUGGUUCACCGAAAGACCCACGUGUAACUGUAGCUAGGCGGAAAAGUAGUAUGUUAUAUGGAGUGAUCUCAGAGGUUAUUUCGACACAAGAGAAGCAUGAGAAGAUAGCCCCGCGAAAAAU